AUGGGGCUCAAAGAGGUCACGCCCGAACCAAUACGCAACCUUAGACCUGUGGAAGGUAUAGAAAAGCCCAGCGGGAUCCUUAAUUUUCUUAAUGCACGAUUCGUAAGGCUUUCACUACGCAAAAUCCAAAAACAUUCGAUAUGGCCCCUAAUGGUAUAUUUCCCUUUGCACGCGGUUAACACCCUAGUCGUACCUGCCAUCUCUCCAGAGAGUGCGCCAAAUGACGUCCUCAUGAUGGUGCGAGCUAUUUUGCCUGGAUUUACUAGUGCUCUACUUAAGUGGUCAAUUACGGCUCAUGUUCUUAGCGGUCUAGCAUUACGCAUCUGGGGUUCUUUCUCGAGAUGGAAGACCCAUAGAAGAAGAGGUAAGUCUAUACCCCAGGACCAAAAGGAGCGUGAAUCACAGCGAGCUAUCGGCCUUAUCGGAGGGUUGUCUGGCUACUGCAUUGGUGUCAGUAAACAACUUGCCUACAACCCCCAAGUUGUAACCGGUUACAUUUUAACACCCCUUCUAUGGUACCAUGGCAGAAUUAUGAAGGAAGUUCCUCUUGAGCAAGACUUUGGAGCUAUUGAUAUUGAUUUCCCUAAGUGGAUUCUACAAAACGAUAAUGCAUUCAUUAAGUGGUUCGGGGGAAUUCUCCCCUUGUCUGUGCUAAUCUGGGCUGCUAGCUACCAUGUAGUAGCUGGAUUCUGCAAUUUUGCUAAGAUAAGGCGGAUGGAUGUUAGAAAGUCUUUAUCCACUCUUAUUCUUUUCUUGACAACUUCAGGCAUUAUCAGUCUCUGGAGACUGUCGAAAAGCUCUCCUGUUUUCCAGGCUUCAUCCUUCCCACAAAUUCUCAGGAGAGUUUUUUGA
Lachancea thermotolerans CBS 6340 is the source of this 852-nucleotide messenger RNA. RefSeq names its product Mcp1p (gene MCP1). Bases 1 to 852 code for a protein of 283 amino acids. Gene Ontology annotation, cellular component: mitochondrial outer membrane. Gene Ontology annotation, biological process: lipid homeostasis; mitochondrion organization. The record is from RefSeq and is a predicted model, not a curated record. The transcript has a single exon. Lineage: Eukaryota; Fungi; Ascomycota; Saccharomycetes; Saccharomycetales; Saccharomycetaceae.